Molecule: messenger RNA, 2037 nt
Organism: Trichoderma harzianum CBS 226.95
Lineage: Eukaryota; Fungi; Ascomycota; Sordariomycetes; Hypocreales; Hypocreaceae
Exons: 4
Coding region: 1-2037 (678 amino acids)
Biological process (GO): biosynthetic process
Source: RefSeq, a predicted model, not a curated record
AUGAAACGAUGCACGGUGCUCCGCCCAAGUAGCCUUGGGACACUGGGGCCUCGCCAGGCUCAACGAUGGCACUCCUACGAUAAAGUCUCCUUGACGAAAGAGGCGCUGCUACGGAAAGUCGAAGCUGGCCUUGGACACGACACGGACGGCGAGUCAUUAAAGGUUGAUCCCGAGGCCAAGAUCAUCUCGACGGCGGCUGGAGAUCUUCCAAUCUCGCCGAUAUUUGAUCCAGCAUGGAUGCAGGCUAGGAGGAGGACUGAAAAGGCUGCUCCUGGUCCGCCACUUGGCAGGUUUCGACGGAAGCUCGCAAACAAUCCAUUUGCACAAGCUCUCGCUACACCAAUACGAAGAUGCCCAAGCAGCAACACGAGCUUACCACGCUACUUCCUACAGGACUUUGAGCUUAUAAAGCACCCGACGACUGGCACGCCCUGGUGGGCUCCCGGCCCGUUAUCUUUCGAGCAUGUCCAGCCCACAAAGAGAUUAGACGAAGCACAAGCCAGCAUCAGCACACAUGAUGGAGAGGCCUCGGCGGCGGAGCCCAUGUCGAUUCCUGCUGCAGGUCGAAACGAUAAUGCAGAAGCCCCGGAGGAGCAUGUCCGCCGACUGCGGAGAGCACCCAUAACGAGUUACAUGCUGAAUCGCAAGCUGCUGGUUGACAUGGUUGGUGGGCCAAACAAGAAAUACCUCGCAAUGCUACUGGCGGCCCGAAGCGGCAUGGCUAUCGCCCCGGACAGUAAGACUGCUGUCUGGAGGGAAGAUAUGGGCGAUGUGCUCCUGCAGAUGAUGCGUCAACAGGCAACUGAUGCGCUAGCUACUCGUAGCAAUCGGUUACACGAACCCAAACACAAAUUCAUCGAACCCUGUGCGAAUUGGAAGGAUGUCAAAGGCGUCAGAUUGCGGGGCUGUGUUCUCUGGCUGCCUGCGAAGAAAGAUGCAGCAGAUCAGUAUGCAACACUGGAUAUCGGGGAAGCUCAAUACGGAAGGAAGAUGGUUGUGCAUAAUCUACAUUGGCUGCUCGGCGAGGGGGAGGUGCAGCGGCUGAGAGACUCGGCUCAAUUGUUUCGAGAUGGAGAAAUAUUCGUGCUGAAGCAAUGGCCAAGUAUGAGCGUGAUGAAGCUGCAUCUCUUACUGUGGAGGCUACAGGGCUAUCUGGCGGCACCAGAUGCAGGCAGCUCUCCACGACGGCACCAUCCACCAACAAUGCGCGGUCCCAACCCAGAGCUGAUCCAGCCGGAAGACUGGGCUCGGCCAGAUCAGCCCUCAUACAACACGCCCGUCUUCCUCAUCCACGAUGGCGGCGGCACCACCUUUGCCUAUCACUGCCUGGAGAUUCUCGGCCGCUACGUCUAUGGCGUCCACAACCCCUACUUUUACACCGGCGAGGUCUUUGAGGGCGGCAUCCCCGAGAUGGGCCGCACCUAUGCAAACUGGAUCCGACAGACCGUGCAGGAAGACGAGUUUCCCGCCAGGCGAAGGAAUCACGAGGGCACAAUCAGCAUCAUGCUCGGUGGCUGGAGCUUGGGUGGCCUGCUGAGCAUGGAGGUUGCGCGACAGCUGGCAGACGACGACGUCGUGCGAGUGUCGGGCAUCCUCAUGAUCGACAGCAUCUACCCGGGCAACGAAGAAGACACGUCGUCGGACGAAGCUUCGACAGACCGAGAGGGCCUGACGCAGAACCAGAUCCACUCCAGGCGAUGCAUGGCGGAGGCUGUGCGCAUGGUCCGACAAUGGCGUCUUCCCGAGUGGUCUGGAAGACUCUACAACCGACGGCCACGGGUGGUGUUGCUGCGCGCAAAGGAAUACGUGCCGACAAAGGAUGGUCGCAUGGUUGGGCUGGACUUGAACCGAGAGGACGAGUUGCUCGGCUGGGGCGAUUACGACGACGAGAUGUUUUGCGACGUGUUUGAUGUGGACGGUCACCACUUUGACAUGUUUGCGUUUGAGAGGAUAGAUGCUAUGACGAGGACCAUCAAGAAGGGCCUUGAUAGGCUAGAGGAGUGUUCGCAGAUGAUGACGUUUGGAGAUGGCUGGUAG